Messenger RNA from Mycena citricolor, 1183 nucleotides. The record is from the annotation of a GenBank genome assembly. NCBI's taxonomy places the organism in Eukaryota, Fungi, Basidiomycota, Agaricomycetes, Agaricales, Mycenaceae.
CACGUUCACCCGGCUCGAUUCUGCACACCUUUUCUUCUCUCUUCACGCCAUUCUUUCCUGUUAUGUCGCCCGCACUGAGUCUAGCUGCAACGAAUGCCACGAACCACACUAUGAGCAUCGUAGCGCGCAACGUCCAGACGGCCUUGAAUCCUAAUCCGACCCAGAGGACGACGCUCAUCGUCGCCGGCGUCUACAUCAUCGUGAUUGCUAUUCUCUGGCAUAUCCCAUACCUCAACGCGAUUAUCUACCCGUUCAAGCUGCUCACGUUGGGUUUCACGAGGUGCGGCUUGAACUCGAGGCCGUGUCGCUGGCUCACAUUAGGUAAGAUGAGCCACGCUUUCAUGGGUGUUCUCACUUGCGCCACGAUACAUUCGAUCGAGCUCGACCCUGAUGAAGGAGGAGCUACGUCGAUGAGCGGGGGCAUUCCGUGGCUGACACUUCCUGCCGGGUACCUCGGGUCUUCUCUGAUCGGGGCAGCUCUGAUUGCGUGUGGCUUCAAUACCAACGCGAGCAAAAUCGCGUCUAUCGUUCUUGGGGUGUUUUUCCUGUUCACACUAUGGUGGGCAAGAAGAAAUCUGCUCACCUGGGUCCUCAUUCUUGGAACUGUCGGGCUGAUCCUCUUGUUCUGGUUUGUAGCCGACAGCGUCGCACUGAGAUAUCUGGUCUUGUUUGUGGGUGUCAUGAGCGAUAUGUACGUGCUGUGGGACGUCAUCGAUGAUACGAUUGCUCGCAAAGUCAACUCAUCGGACGCCUAUGCGUUUUCGGAGAUAUGCGGAUGCUGCCCUUCCCAAGUUUGGGGUGUUAUCUGGUUGAUCCAGGCGUUUAUUUUCUUCGCUGGCGGGAUUCUCGUCGGUCUGGCUGCAUUCAAAGAAUCGAAUGCGCAGCAGAAACUGGAUUCGUCACACUUCCUCCCAGCGCCGGGCUCAUCCUCUGCUGGGACCAUGCUCUCUCCUGACGUUGUUCUGCUCUCUGUCUUUUCGCUGAUACUGGGUGCUUUUGGAGGAGUUGUGUUUGAUGUACUGAGGAGCGACACGUCCGUCUUCUAACGACCUAACGACCAGUGUGCGAUAUCUGUAGGCACUGUUGCGUGCUCUGGACACACCGUGUAAAUACUGCUUUGAUGUUACAACAACAAAAAGACAUUCUAUGUACUCUAUUCUAAACGCAAAUGCCAAGUGUCAAA